AUGUCAUCCAACGCCGACGACAACGCCCGUGGUAACGACCAGGGCCACAGCGAUGGCCGCAAUAGCGUCGCUCUGGGGGGUAAUUACAGUAUUUUUGGCUUUCAGAUCGACACUUUCACCUACGUGAGCUGGGGGCCAGUUGCCCACAGACAAACCUCUUCCCACGCAGGGAACGCGUCCUCCGUCUCCGGAAAAGGGACCACUCCCUCCAACUCGACCACAGGGAGUAAUCCUUCUACCGGCAACUCCCGCCAGUCCGCCUCUGGAAAGAAGACGGCAAUCGGAAGGGAGCCGCCGAUGGUGGACUGCUUUCGUCCCUACGACUAUGACCGGGCCAGGGGGUAA
Molecule: messenger RNA, 345 nt
Organism: Aspergillus homomorphus CBS 101889
Lineage: Eukaryota; Fungi; Ascomycota; Eurotiomycetes; Eurotiales; Aspergillaceae
Exons: 2
Coding region: 1-345 (114 amino acids)
Source: RefSeq, a predicted model, not a curated record